Messenger RNA from Colletotrichum gloeosporioides, 2382 nucleotides. Its product is annotated as Protein esc1. NCBI's taxonomy places the organism in Eukaryota, Fungi, Ascomycota, Sordariomycetes, Glomerellales, Glomerellaceae. The record is from RefSeq and is a predicted model, not a curated record. The coding region runs from base 1 to 2382 and encodes 793 amino acids. The transcript has 5 exons. Gene Ontology annotation, molecular function: RNA binding; protein dimerization activity.
AUGGACGCGCAGCGACCAAUCUCUCAGAAAUUGCCCGCGGGGUUGGCAGGGGUCUUGAAUCCAGAUGAGAACCGCGACUCGGCCUACUUCUCUAGCACAGAUGCAUCCAGCAAGCGCAACGUCCUCAGUCCCACCGGCUCAGGCUACCAGUCAUCGUUGGCCGACAAGACGCCCUCUCCCGUCACCGCGAACCUAGUACCCCAAUCACUUGUGUCGCCCGCGAGUAACAUGAGCGUCGCCUCCAUGGUCUCGCCGACGACACCCGGGAGUGCCGAUCCGCGUAGAUUCGAACGACCGACAUCCUUGAACUCGGAUCCGCAACUGCUUGCUCAAGACUUCGGCACCGCUUCACGCAGAGAAAGUGUCGACAGCAGGAUAAACCAGGGUUUUCACGAGAUGAGGCUGGGCGGAAAUUCCCCCUACGCAAGUCACAACCAGUCGACAACGUCGAUUCAAAAUACUCUUAACCAGCAAAGGAACCCGCGUCAGGGUCUGGACAAUCUCUCGGUACACCGCAUCUCCAACGGCUACCAGCCAAGUAAUGACAGAAAUCCUGACCCUAAUCCAAAGAUCAUCCGAACCGCACCCGCCAUCACCGGACCCGCUACCAGCAACAUCGCGAGGGCUGCCGAGCCGACUAAGGGCCAAGCUUGGGCCUUCCCGGAGGAGGAGAUUCAGCGAAUCGGGCCUCACGACGCCUACCUUGACUCCAGACGCAGUAGUGUUGCCGAAUCCAUCGCCAGCAGUCAGUUUACCACCGAAUCGAGAUUGCCCCCGGGCCAAAGACGCUUGGACGAGCCUACCGACUUCAACAAUCGCCUCUCGAGCACGUCAUCCGAUUUCCCUCCAGUACACCACCAUUCACUGCAACAUAAGCAGAUCGGAGAUCUUCGCGAUGACGACGCCGCCUCCAGAACAGGAGCUCAGCCCUACAGCCGUACCCCAGAGCUGCGCAAGAGCCAUAAAUUGGCAGAGCGAAAGAGGAGAACGGAAAUGAAGGAAUUGUUCGACCAGUUGCGAGACUUGAUGCCCCAAGAGCGGGGUUCCAAAGCUUCCAAGUGGGAAAUUCUCACAAAGGCAAUUUCUGAGCACCAGCGUAUGGCGGAUGUCAUUCGAAUUGUCCAGGGACAAAAUAAUACCGUGAUGCAGGAGAACGACGCCAUGCGACAGGACAAUCAUAACCUCCGAGUUGACAUUCAGCGGCUCCAGGGUGAACUGCACAAUCUCCGAAUGCAACAAGCGCCAACAGGCCAGGCUCCCCCACAAGCCCAAGUACCACCGCCACCUCCGCAAGCACCUUAUCAGACAGAUCCCUACGCAAGUCGCCGCGAGCUCCCGCCUAUUAGAGGGCUGAACGGCGCGAUUCCCAAUGGGCCUGACUCUAUGACCGGCGUACAGUACGAAGCACCUAGAGUCAACGGCGGGUACCGUCCUGCAGAGGCGAGGCAGUCCAUUCGUCGCGCAGCCACCCGCGCCAGCUUGACCAGCGCCAUCUCGGCCGCUGCGUCCGCCGCGCCCAAGACGCAGUCCAUCGCCUUUGCCCUGCGCUCCGCCAACGCUGUGAGAUGCUUCUCCGUUGCCGCCCCGAGGGCCUUUUCCCGCUCCAUCGCCUUGUGCGAGGAGCAGCAGCAGCAGUCGCAGCAGUAUGCGUCCGAGGGCGCGAACCGUCCUCCCCCGAGUGAACACUGCAUCUUCAUCCAGAACUACCCCUUCAAGGUCUCCAAAGACGAGAUCGCUGAGGCGUUUGCCAAGUUUGGAGAGGUCGUUGGCGUUUCGCAGCCUCCCAGGAAGACGAAGAGGAGAACGACGAAGAAUGGUUUGCUGACAUGGCUCGAAUGCAGUUUCUGCUUCGUCUACUACAAGGAGGCGGCCUCCGUUCAGGAGGCUGUUCGGGAGGUGGAUGGCACCUUCUGGCAUGGCCGUCGCAUCGCCGUUAAGGAGACCGAGGCCAGGGCUCCGAACGCUGAGAGACGCUCAAGGCCCGAACGUCGGCCCGUAGACAACAACGCCCCGACGGACACGCUCUACGUCGGAAACUUGUCCUUCGAAGCCACCGACGCAGAGCUGAACGAGCUUUUUGGCGUCUUCCAGAACGUCAAGGACGUGCGUGUGGCGGUCGACAAGAUGACGGGCUGGCCUCGCGGGUUCGCCCACGCGCAGUUCCACUCUGUUGAGGCUGCGCAGGAGGCCAGAGCCGCGAUUGAGGGCAAGGUUCUCCGCGGGCGUGAGGUCAGGGUCAACUUUGCGGUCAGCAAGCAAGAAGAAGACCCCAGAGCCAACAACAACCGCAGGGCUCGCAACGCGCGGGCCAGGGAGGCCGAAGGCGAUGCUGCUCAGGCCGAGGAGCAGAAGAAGCACCAGACGAACGACUGGGACGCCUAA